CUUCCAUGAUUUCCCUUUGUGCUCCAUUGCAAUGGAGGCACCAAGCCUUGAGCAGCUUUAUCUUGAGGAUUUCCCCGAGAUGCAGUUACUUGAAAGUAAUCGCCCAUUGCCAUGCCUUCAUUCAGCAACGGUUGAAUUUGGUCGUAGCGAAAUCUCGAACGAGGGCUUGACUAGGGUCCUCGCCCAAAUCUCUAACGCAAAGGAAAUGCGCUUAUCGUGGAGCUUGCUGUGUCUUUUGUCAAAUGACAAUGGUGAUGUUCAGCUGCCUAUCUUUCCCAGUUUGACACGCUUGAAAAUAGGAUCCCCUGGAAGCAGCUGCAUUCUACACUCCGUGCUCAACUCGGUCCCCAAAUUACAAUCUCUUAACGUAAUCUUGGAGGAUGGUAGGGGAACAAUGGAGUGGGAGGAUUUUAACGACCAUGGUUGCACACCUGAGUGUUUGUUGUCAAGUCUAGAGGAAAUUAAGAUCGAAGAUCUUAUAGCAGAUAAAGGCGAGAUGGAAAUGGUCGCAUGUUUGCUCGAGGCUGGAGUGUCACUGAAGAAGGCACAUGUGCACAUAGUUUAUGAUGAUGCAGAUGUUUACGAGGAGUACGGUGAUUAUCUUAAAGCCAUCCACAAUCGUCUUGGGUCACUUGUAAAGCUACUAAGAAGCUCGAGAGGUUGCGAAGCUCAUCUUUUCCUUCCCUUUGGCGAUGAGAUCCACGUUUGUAGCGACGACGAGACCCAUGGUAACGAUGCUGUUGAUGGCAUGGAAGACGGUGAUACAAAUGUUGAUGAUGGCAGGACCGACAAUGACAAUGACAACAUCAUCUGUGAUGGAAAUGAUGGAGAAAAACAAAUUUGACGAGAUGGGUGAUGAGAUCGACGCGGAUGAUGAAGAUGACGAUGGCACCAGUAGAAUUAAAGACGGCUCCCAGGAGUCCUAUGAGAAUAUGGAUUACUUGUCAGGUAAUGUUUUGAAUGAGUAGCCCCUCUUUGGAUUGAGUAAGAGUUUGAUAGUAUGCUGAUGAUAUUGAGACUUGAGAGACUGCCAAAGACAGCACGCAGGAAGGAGCCUCGGACCAAUACAUUGUUUUCUCGACGUAUUUGAGUUUUGUAUAAUGAGCUGAGUUUUUCUGAUGAUAUGUAUUUGACUUAUGAGCUAAGUUUGCAUUAUUAGAUCCUAGUUUUAAUCAUGUUCGAUCUGUCUUGUAAGGUCAUGGAAUGUUGGAGAAUUGUAAAGGGCUUUGGUGGGAC
Messenger RNA from Linum tenue, 1236 nucleotides. NCBI's taxonomy places the organism in Eukaryota, Viridiplantae, Streptophyta, Magnoliopsida, Malpighiales, Linaceae. The record is from the annotation of a GenBank genome assembly.